CCUGCUGGGCCCAUGGGAGGGGGCCGUCAGAGGAAGGCCCUUCCCGUCUCUAGGGAAUGGAACUUCCGCUUUGGACUGAGAGCAACAGGCUCCCAGCUCCUGGUCCCACUGCUGCCCUGCCAAACGGCAUCACCGGACGCCAGGUUCCCAGGCACCGGCUCUGGACCCUGCACUGCUCUAAAUGCAGUGCCUGCAUUAGCUCCUUCCGUAUCGGCUGUCUGGCUCCAAAGCCGAUGUUGUCGCCACCCUGAAGCAGCUGAGACAGUGCAGUGAUGAAGAACCCAAGGGGUAGUGUCCUGGCACUGCUGCCGCUGCUGCUACUGCUGCUCCUAGGUCCAGUAGAUGUCUCCCAGGCCCAGAGCAGCUGCACUGGGCAUCCAGCCAUCCCUGGCAUCCCGGGGAUUCCUGGGGCACCGGGCUCUGACGGCAACCCUGGGACCCCAGGGAUAAAGGGAGAGAAAGGGCUGCCAGGGCUAGCUGGAGACCAUGGUGAGUUUGGAGAAAAAGGGGAACCAGGGAUUCCUGGGAAGCCAGGGAAAGUCGGUCCCAAGGGCCCUAUGGGCCCCAGAGGCUCUCCAGGGCCCCUUGGCGCCCGUGGUCCCAAGGGUGAAUCAGGAGACUACAAGGCCACGCAGAAAAUCGCUUUCUCUGCCAUGCGGACCAUCAACAUGGCCCUGCGGAAGGACCAGGCCAUCCGUUUCGACCAUGUGAUCACCAACGUGAAUAACAACUAUGAAGUUCGCAGUGGGAAGUUCACCUGCAAGGUACCUGGCCUCUACUACUUCACUUACCACGCCAGCUCACGAGGGAACCUGUGCGUGAACCUCGUCCGAGGCCGGGACCGCAUACAGAAGGUGGCCACCUUCUGUGACUACGCCCAGAACACCUUCCAGGUCACCACAGGCAGCAUGGUCCUCAAGCUGCAACAGGAGGAGAACGUCUUCCUGCAGGCCACUGAAAAGAACUCCCUGCUGGGCAUCGAGGGUGCCAACAGCAUCUUCUCUGGGUUCCUGCUCUUCCCCGACCCCGAGGUGUGAGCUGUGGGGCUGAGUCACCCCCUCCUCACCCCCUCCCCUGCCAGCAAUGCUCACUUUACCCUCAACACCACCCCUAUCCGGCCAAAGCACACAGCAUGUCUCCAUGGAUGUUGAAUAAAUGAAUAAAUAAACUCUUCAAGACCAAGGGACAGUAAUCUAAUUCAACUCUUGUGUCCCAGCAUCUGGCACAUAGUAGGUGCUCAGAAGUGCUGUUCGAAGCCUUUUAAGUCUCUUCUUUUGCUCAGCCCGCUCCAAAUCCUUUGGAGUGUACUUUUCUUCCUGAUAAUGCCACCUUAGGCCCUUGAGCCAUUCUACUGCUCGGGUCCACUUCUAUUUCUUUGAAGUGUACUAUCUCUUCUAAUAAACUACUCUUUCACCACUUUA
This is a messenger RNA of Rhinolophus ferrumequinum (greater horseshoe bat), 1421 nucleotides long. RefSeq names its product complement C1q B chain (gene C1QB). Gene Ontology annotation, molecular function: protein binding. The record is from RefSeq and is a predicted model, not a curated record. Bases 273 to 1037 code for a protein of 254 amino acids. NCBI's taxonomy places the organism in Eukaryota, Metazoa, Chordata, Mammalia, Chiroptera, Rhinolophidae. The transcript is spliced from 4 exons.